Messenger RNA from Rubroshorea leprosula, 2065 nucleotides. NCBI's taxonomy places the organism in Eukaryota, Viridiplantae, Streptophyta, Magnoliopsida, Malvales, Dipterocarpaceae. The record is from the annotation of a GenBank genome assembly.
AGUUGUCGAGGAUGAUAUCAAGUGUCUGAGAGGAGUCAAGGACUCGCUUACGAAGGAUGGCGGCGACCCAGAAGGGAAGCUGAGCUCAUGGAAUUUCUCCAACUCCUCGGUCGGAUUUAUUUGCCAGUUCGUCGGAGUAACUUGCUGGAACGACCGGGAGAAUCGGGUGUACACCCUUGAACUACGGGAUAUGGAGCUGUCGGGACAGGUUCCCAACUCCUUAGAGUACUGUGGGAGUUUGCAGAACUUGGAUCUCUCGACGAACAACCUAUCCGGUACGAUCCCGACGGGUAUAUGUUCCUGGCUGCCUUAUGUAGUAAGCCUGGACCUGUCCAACAAUGAUCUGUCGGGUGAGAUCCCUCCCGAUCUGGCAAACUGUGCUUACUUGAAUAAGUUGAUUUUGUCAAAUAAUAGUCUUUCCGGGACGAUUCCGUACCAACUGUCCAGUUUGGGAAGGUUGAAGGCGUUUUCGGUGGCCGAUAACAAGCUGAGGGGGCCUGUUCCACCGUUUUUAAAUAGUUAUGAUAAGGCGGAUUUUGAAGGGAACGAUGGGCUCUGCGGCGGGCCGCUUGGGAAGUGCGGUAGGUUGAGCAAAAAGAGUCUGGCGAUUAUAAUCGCGGCUGGGGUGUUUGGUGCGGCAGCGUCGUUGUUGUUGGCUUUCGGGGUUUGGUGGUUUUACCAUCUGCGGCAGAUGAAGCGGCGGCGAGGAGGGUAUGUGAUUGGGAGAGGCGAUGAUGGCAGCUGGGUAGAAAGGUUGAGGGCUCACAAGCUCACCCAAGUUUCCUUAUUUCAGAAACCGCUUGUCAAAGUAAAAUUGGCGGAUUUAUUAGCGGCGACCAACAAUUUCCAUGCAGAGAACAUCCUACUCUCAACGAGAACAGGGACGACCUACAAGGCGAUGCUUCCUGAUGGGUCGUCGCUGGCAAUUAAGAGGCUGAAUAGUUGCAUGCUCGGGGAGAAGCAGUUCCGGUUGGAGAUGAAUCGAUUGGGGCAGCUCCGGCACCCCAAUUUGGCACCUCUUUUAGGGUUUUGUCUUGUGGAGGAUGAAAAACUCCUGGUUUAUAAGAACAUGUGUAAUGGGACUCUGUAUUCCGUUCUACAUAGAAGGGGUGAGAUAUUGGAUUGGCCAACUAGGUUUUCCAUUGGUCUUGGGGCAGCCAGGGGUGUAGCUUGGCUGCACCACGGCAACCAGCCGCCUCUCAUCCACCAGAACAUCUGCUCCAAGCUGAUUCUCAUCGAUGAGGAUUUUGAUGCUAGGAUAAUGGAUGUUGGAUUGGCCAGACUCAUGGCUUCCUCAGAUGAGAGUAGUUAUGUGAAUGGAGAAUUGGGUGAAUUUGGGUACAUAGCUCCAGAGUACUCAAGCACUAUGGUCCCAUCACUCAAAGGAGAUGGAUAUGGAUUAGGGGUGGUGCUUUUGGAGUUGGUAACAGGGCAAAAGCCUUUAGAAGUUGAAACUUCUGAAGACGGAUUCAAGGGUAAUUUAGUGGAUUGGGUGAAUCAUCUUUCUAAUUCCGGUAGAAUCAAGGAUGCAAUUGACAAGGCCAUUUCCGGGAAGGGGCACGAUGAAGAUAUUUUGCAGUUCCUCAAAAUUGCAAUGAAUUGUGUUGUAACCCGGCCAAAAGACAGAUGGUCUGUGUUCCAGGUUUACCAGUCAUUGAGAAACCUAGCUGGUGAACAUGCUUAUUCUGAAGAAUUGGAUGAAUUCCCACUGAUUUUCGCGACAGAGGGUAAUGAAUCCUAGUAAGCUUUCCGAGCUAAAAAAAAAAGGGGAGAAGCUGGCAAAAGGGUAACAUUUCCUUAAAGAAUUAAUUGAUCCCAAUCAUCUUGUUGAUGUAUAUGGUGUGUGGAUUUCCAUUCUCUAGCUGUCUUUCGUUACUUGUUAUUCAUGUUUGUAUUAUACAAUAAGCUUGUUACAAUCUGUAGGUUCCUGAAUCAAGAAAUCUGUUCCUUCACGGCUUCACCCUGUGUUUGACAAUUGACAUUGAAUUGCAACUGAUCAAUGCUCAAAUGUUAGAAUUCCUAGCAUGUUCCAUUGUUUUUAGUCCAAUAUAUUCUAUAUCAAUCC